Messenger RNA from Eublepharis macularius, 5738 nucleotides. RefSeq names its product calmodulin-regulated spectrin-associated protein 3-like. Gene Ontology annotation, biological process: neuron projection development; cytoplasmic microtubule organization; negative regulation of microtubule depolymerization. The transcript has 17 exons. Gene Ontology annotation, molecular function: spectrin binding; microtubule minus-end binding; calmodulin binding. The coding region runs from base 108 to 4055 and encodes 1315 amino acids. Gene Ontology annotation, cellular component: microtubule minus-end. NCBI's taxonomy places the organism in Eukaryota, Metazoa, Chordata, Lepidosauria, Squamata, Eublepharidae. The record is from RefSeq and is a predicted model, not a curated record.
GCGGCCGGGGAUGCGCUCGGCUCGUGCCGUCGCUGCUCGCGCCAUCCGGUCUCCGCAGCCGCCCCUGAGCCAGGCCGAAACCAGCUUCAGACCCCGGUGGGGGGGCCAUGGUGGCCGCCGCGCCCGCUGCAGCCGCGGCCAUGAGGAAGAGCUUCCUGGUGCCCGAGAUCAAGCCCUUGGAUCAGUAUGAUUUCCCUCGGGCGCGCAGCGCUGCCAGCCUGGCUUGGGUGCUCGCUAAGGGCUACGGGGGUGCAGAACACGUCCCUACUGAGCUGCGCGAACCGUUCUAUACAGACCAGUACGAACAGGAGCACAUGAAGCCGCCUCUUAUCCGCCUGUUACUGUCAUCUGAUAUCUACUGCCGUGCCUGGCGUCAGGCCUUACCCCCAGGCCCUGACGGCGCCUCAGCCCCCAAGGAUAAUGCUGCCUUGCUACAACUUUUGGCCCGCCGUGGCUUGGUGCCCACCUUCCAAGACAAGCCUGUCAAGGAGGCAGACUUGCACCACAAGCCAAUCAGGCUGGGUGUUCAUCUGGCCUUGAUUGACUCACUGAUGAUGGCAUUUGCUGUGGAAGCCACCAGCUCUUUAAAUGUUCUUCCAGACACUGAUCCAGCUGCCAGCUCCUGGGACCAGAAGCUGCUUCACUGGAUAAAUAUGGUCAUCCUCAAGAUGCAGCAAAGCACUGAGCAGGAGAGCUCACAACGGUCCACUCCUGGUACAGAUGGCCAGACCCAGGCCUCCGUGAGUGGCCCCAAGAUCCGCUAUCGGAAGGAUAAGGCACUGCCCAAGCAGACUCCCUGUUUCCCUGCCAUCACGGGCCUGAAGGAUCUGGCCAAUGGCGGUGCUAUUGCUGCCACUAUACAUUACUACUGCCCUCAGCUUCUUCGCCUGGAGGACGUGUGCCUGAAGGAGACCAUGUCAGUGGCAGACAGCCUGUAUAACCUGCAGCUGAUCCAAGGCUUCUCUUCGGACUACUUGGGGGGCUGCUGUUUCCUGUCGUUGGAGGACCUUCUGUACAUGCCGCCUGCCCUGAGGGUAAACGUUGGGGUAUUUCUGGCAGAACUGUUCUUGUGCUUUGAGGUGCUCAAGCCAGAAUUUGUGCGCCCCAAGGAGCUGUCCAGUCUCCAAGAUUCCCCUGGAGUGAAUGACUCUUUGACGCCAAACAGUGGGAACAACAACAGCAGCUCUCCCGUGUUCAGUUUCCGCCACCCACUGCUGCCUGGAGGGCAGGCACAGUCCCCACUCUGUGGUUCCUUAGGUUCCCUGCACCACUCUACAUCUAUGUCCCAUGUAGAAGGCUUUGGUAAAUCAUGGAGCAAGAAGCAGCUCAGCCACCCAUUGUCCCAAGCCGUCUCAUUCAGCAUCCCCUUCGGUCUGGACAGCGAUGUGGAUAUUGUGAUGGGCAACCCAGUGGGCCUCCUCCGCUCAGUUAGCUCUGACAGUCUGGCACCUGCCCUGUAUUCCUCUUUGCCACGUUCCCCCCGCCCACGAUCCAGUGAUGUGGCUGAGGCCCCUAAUGGGUUAGUGACGCCGUCGCUUCAUGGAGCAGGGCGCAAGGGUCAAGAGAGCCUGGCUGUGGAGAACGGAGUGUGCGAUGGCUACUCUGACCUGCCCACCAUUGAGGAGGCACUGCAGAUUAUUCACAGUAGUGAGCGGCUGCUCCCCGAGGGGGCACCUGAUGGCUUCUACCUGCACUCUCCAGAGCCACCCAAAGCCUCCGUCCCAGAAAAGGCACCCGUGUCUGCAGUUUACCGCUGCCACAAUGGGCCUCCCAAUGGCGCAGAGCCAGCCCAGGAUGGUAGCCUGGACUCUGAUGCAGAGGAGCCGUCCCGGCCAGCGGGUGGCCCGGAUGAUUCCACCUCAUGCGUGAGCUCGUUAAGCUCGCAGCCUGACAGCACUGCUUCCUCCACUUCUGGUGUGCGCAUGACCAGUUUUGCAGAACGCAAGAAGAAGUUGGCAGCCACAGACAGCAAAUCCAGUGGCAUCAGCUCUGAGGGCUCAGAGGCUGGGCCUGUGCCACCCGAAGAAAGCCCUGCCCAGAGUCCUGCCCUCAGUUCAGAGAUGAGCCAGUUGGGAGCCAGGCUGGAAGAGAAGCGGCGUGCCAUAGAGGCCCAGAAGAAACGCAUUGAAGCCAUCUUUGCCCGGCACCGCCAGCGCUUGGGCAAGAGUGCCUUCCUGCAGCUACAGAAGGCGCCUGAGUCCCAGUCUCAGUCUGAGGAUGGUCGGCUUGGUCUGGAGGAACGGCUUGCCCAACUGGAGGCUGAGGACGAGGCUGGAAGUUCCCGUGCUCGUCUGGAUAACAAGCAGGUGACCUUCUCCCCAGAUAUCACCAAGGGAGCACUCGAUGAAAACCUAGGCGACUACAACCGGGCAGUGGCCAAGCUGAACACUGCUCUGAGUUCGCUGCAACUGGACAUGCAGCGCCUCAGUGAACAGCAGCAGCGCCUCAUGCAGGAGAAGAAACCCAGUGCGCAAGCCUGGGUGAUCCCCGCCCCAAGGACCAGCCGAGAUGGGGCUCCUACACGCUCUUCGCUGGAGCUGUCCUCACCUUCGCCUUCGCCGUCCCCCUCCCGCAAGUCUCGGUCACCUCAGCCCACUCCUAAGAAGUCUCCGGCCCCAGCUCCUCCAAAGAGCCCCAAACACACACGGCCAGUUGAGCUAAAACUGCCACCCCUAACACGUGUUCUGACGCCCCCUCACAAUGUGGACAACCUUCCACACCUUCGCAAGUUCUCACCAAGCCAGGUGCCUAUGCAGACCCGUUCCUCCAUCCACUUUGCCGAGGAUGAGGAGCUGCCCGUGCCGGAAGCAGAAGCCCAGGGCAACUUGAGACCUGUGGCUUCUGUGCCUCCACAAGGGGGCAGUGGCCGUGUCUCAGGUGAUGGCACCAGUGAUGUUUCCUCACCAAGUGACCGGCGGAGUAGCCUGAUUGAAAUCCCUUUGUCGAGCCUGAAGGGGGAGGAUGAAGAUGUGGAUGGUGAUGAUUCGCUGGAGGAAUCCAUUACUGAGGCACUGGAUGCUGAGCCUCGGGCUGGCCUGGGCUUCUUUUUCAAGGAUGAAGAGAAAGCCGAGGAAGAGAUGGCACAGAAGCGUGCCACCCUCCUAGAGAGGCAGCAGAGGCGCAAUGAGGAGGCGCGGCGCAGGAAGCAGUGGCAGGAGGCUGAGAAGGAGCAGAAGAAAGAGGAGGCCAGACUGCAGGCAGAGGAACGUACCCGGCAGGAGGAGGAAGUGGGGCCAAGACGUGGGGACUUCACCCGUCAGGAGUACCUGCGGCGUCAACAGCUCAAGCUGAUGGAGGAUCUGGACAAGGUGUUGCGGCACAAGCCCACUACCGUGCGUGCCCUAAAGAAGGGGAGGCCGAAGACGGUCUUCUGUGAUGACUCUGCCCUUUCACGCAGCCCUGUUAAAGGACUUCUUGGCUCCAAGCUGAGCAAGGUGUACUCCCAGUCUACGCUCUCUCUCUCAACCGUGGCCAAUGACCCUGCUAAUUCACUGUCCAUCAAGAGAUCUUCCAGAGCUGCAUCUCCUUCUGGGCCAAUGUCCCCCAGCCGGUUCUUGCCGAACCAGAACCGGGAUCGUGACUGGGAGAACGCCUCAACUGCUUCCUCACCUGCUUCCAUCCCAGAAUACACUGGGCCCAAGCUAUACAAGGAGCCCAGUGCCAAAUCCAAUAAGUACAUCAUCCACAAUGCACUAUCACAUUGCUGCCUUGCUGGCAAAGUCAACGAGCCCCAGAAAAACCGCAUCCUAGAGGAAGUUGAGAAGAGCAAAGCCAACCACUUCCUCAUCCUCUUCCGUGACUCGAGUUGUCAGUUCCGGGCACUCUACACACUUUCAGGGGAGACAGAAGAGCUUACACGUCUGGCGGGCUACGGGCCUCGCACCAUCACGAUGCCCAUGAUUGAAGGCAUCUACAAGUACAGCUCUGAUCGCAAGCGCUUCACUCAGAUUCCCAGCAAGACCAUGUCCAUGAGUGUUGACGCCUUCACCAUCCAAGGCCACCUCUGGCAGACCAAGAAGCCUGGCACACCCAAGAAGCCAGGCACACCAAAAUAACUAAGACUGAAAAGCUCCGUGUCAACUCUCUGCCUGGACUUUGGGUUGCCAGCUGAGCUAGGGACCUUGCAGGCAGCUUUCUGUAAUAGGUGGCUUGAGUAGGUUGGGGUUGAGAAGUAGGAGUGUGUAUCUAGUCCUGGAUCAAUGCUCACUCUGGAUGGAUCAGAACCAGCUGCUGAAUGGGGCUUUGGGGGUGCUAGUUCUGGUAUCUGCCUUGAGGAGACUGAUACUGGCUUUGUAGGGGAGGGUGGUUGGGGAUAUUCUGGAAACUGCCGAAUCCCAUGAUAAGCUAGAGGCUCAAAGUUGCCAUAGUGACAUUGCCCUACAUCUAGGGCCCUGGGGGUUGGAAUCUGGGCUCUGCAUGCUCCAUCUGCCUCCAACCACCAUCUGAAUGUCAAUCCACAGCUGGAGCAAUGAGGGUCUCUUUUUCCGACUCCUGCUUGCCUGGGGGAUUGGUGCUCAGGCCCUUCCUGGCCAUGUGCUGGGUUUUUCAUUGCCUGGGCAGCCCCUGUUUAUAUUAUACAUACUAUACAUAUAUAUAUAUAUUGGAGCUAUUUAAUGAUUUUUCAAUUAUUUGUAUAUAAAAAAGGAUCAAAUUGCAUUUGGAACAGUGGGAUAAGGUAAAUUUGUAUAUGAGGUUGGCAUGAUGGGGGGAAGAGCAGAGUAUGGGGAGUGAGUGUGUUUGUAUGUUUUUCCCUUUGGGGGGUCUCUUGUUUAAAUGUUUUUCUUCUUGCCAACUUUUUGGUCUACUUCCUUGUUCAUGAGGAUGCUCUGGUGAAGGGGAAAGGGCUAUUUACUUGUAAUAAUUGUUUAGCAGUAAUGGGGGGUAGUGGGGGGAGGCAGGAUAGGAGUAGGGCGUCAGUUUCUUGUUGAGGCAGAACAAGUUUUAGCUGGUCACCUCUGUUAAGUACCAGGAAGCUGGUAGUUGCUCUGGUCACAGAGCCGGCCUCUGUGCAACAUGAACUAAGCUGCCACUAAAAUAGAUUUCUCCUACGUCUCUUCUUUUCACUGACCUGCCCCUCAGAGCUGUAUCCCCAGCCCUGAGCCAUGAGUAGGCAAUGAAUGUAGGAUACACGUUUUCAAGGGCCUGUCAGUCAGGGGAUCACCUAGUGCCACUACACCCCCUCCCACACACCAGUACUGCUUUGGGUAUCUUUCUCCUUCCCAUGUCUGCCUCCUGCUCUUCUGGAGUAGCAGGUGCUCUUACGGUGUAGGAAAGAGAAUCACUGCUGUUCAGCUCAAAGUCCCCAGCCCAGUUGUAUUGUUGCAACUUAUUCCUGGUCUCUUGUGGUUGCCUGUUGCUGACUGAAUGUCAAGUAGGUGUUUUGGGUGGGUACAGUGUAGUGCAGGGUUGGGGGGUUGCUGUAAAAAGCAGCUGGGGACUUUGCCCUGUCUGCUUAAUAAAGUAACUUAAAUGAGCUUUCUGUUGGUCAUUACUUUGGUGAGUUUGGGCUAUAGAGAGAAGACUGUGACUGUACCAUUGUUUAGCAGGCAUACUUGUACCUUCACAAAUGGUUAAUCAUGAACACUGAAUGCACUUGUGGUCAACUGUGUCCACUAAUGAACUGUGGGGUGGGGAGGAAGACAAAAAAAUCUCAAGCCUAUGGAAAAGCUGCAGAAGCGCAGAGUCCAAUAGCUGCAAUUCACAUGUUUUUUCAAUACAACAGGCAAACUGCCAUUUCU